GUCAGUUAAUAAUCGUUGGAUAACUUCGAUGGUCGUCAAAAUAUCAUGGAUAAUUUAUAAUUACAAAAGCUAAGUAUAAAAGGAAUGCGUUAGAAUUAGGAAUACGAAGGUCGAUGGUUAGUUAGAAGGUUCUUUUUAAGAGGAUUGCGUAAAAUGACAAGGAACUCAUCGUUUUUCAAAUAAAAACAUUCUUGCGAAGUCACCAGUCGAGUUCAAUGUCAUUCUUGGUAAGGUGCGACGUGGUGAAGAAAACCGGAAAGAUGAGAAUGAAAGAUAAAUUUGUAUUUUAUACGAGAAACACGAAUAUUCACAUAUGUAACGUCAGUAGUGGUUACUUUGAAAGAAAACUAUUGGUAGAAUGAUCUUAAAUAUUUCACUUUGUAGUCAAGAUAUUGUGAUGGAAGGGGGAUCUUCCUUGAUCUUAUGCUAUAAAAACUCUGGAAACUCGAUCUAAGAAAGGAUGAAGCUCCAUUACUUAUUGGCAUUAAUUACAUUUCUGACGGUGGCUUAUGCAGAGUCAGACACCACACAAAAUUUAUCGGAUUUAUCAUUGGAAUCAAACGAGGAAAAUAAAAUACGAGACAAGAGGACUUUACUUUUAGGAAAAGCUGCCCUAAUUGGGGGUGGUGCUCUUUUUGCUAAAAAAGCCCUUUUAGUUGGAGGUGGUAUCCUAGGUGCUAAAGCAUUACUUGGGGCUGGUUUAUACAAAUCUAGUUUGGGACGUGGUUAUGGCUAUGGUGGACAUGGCGGGGGAUAUGGUUACGGAGGUGGAUUUGGUUAUGGUGGUGGAUUUGGUUACGGUGGUGGAUUUGGUUACGGUGGUGGAUAUGGUGGUGGAUAUGGUGGUGGAUAUGGUGGUGGAUAUGGACAUGGAUAUGAAUACCCAACUGUAAGCCAUUAUUAUGCUCAACCAUCUUAUGUGAAAUAUCAUUCUCAUGGUUAUUGGCGAUAAUUUUGAUAUACCUUAGAAUGCAGUAUUGAAACAAAAAGAUAAAUUGAAAAUCUUAUCCUUUUAUUCGAAUUUUGAAAUAAAAGUAUACGAAUAAGUAUUAGUGCUUCGUUUCACGUUAGAGACGUACACAAAUUUUAUAUAAUUAAUAAUAUUAAUAAUAUUCUUUAAUAUGUACUUUAAUAAUUAGAAAAAUAGCGUGUGAUCAAAAAACAUGCUAGUAUAAAA
Messenger RNA from Polistes canadensis, 1177 nucleotides. Its product is annotated as acanthoscurrin-2-like. The record is from RefSeq and is a predicted model, not a curated record. The transcript is spliced from 4 exons. Bases 461 to 952 code for a protein of 163 amino acids. Lineage: Eukaryota; Metazoa; Arthropoda; Insecta; Hymenoptera; Vespidae.